GUCUUCUCCUUCCUCACUCCUCUCUGAGCUCUCUCAACAAUGGCUUCCAUUAUCAAUGGCAGCAGCUGUAGAAGAAGAAGAAGAGCAUCGAAGCUCAUCUUCUCAGCCAUUCCAUUCUCAUGCCUGCUUCUCCUUCUCUUCUUCCUCUUCUCCUCCUCCUCCUCCUCAAUAAGGAAGCCAUUCUCCACCACCACCAAUCCCCAUCUCCACCUCCAUCACCACUCCCACUUCGAAACCAUAAACACAGCCAAAGCCCAUUGCCAUGGCACGCUCUACCAAGACCUCUGCGUCUCCUCCCUCUCCUCCAUUCCCAACCUCGCCUCCAAAACCAUACCCCAAAUCAUCUCCUCCCUCAUCAACCGGACCACCUCCGAGGUCUAUGACUCUUCUCGUAACUGCUCCAACUUCCUCCGCCGCCGCCACCUCGAUCUCCGCCAACAAGUCGCCCUCACCGACUGCCUCGAGCUCUUCGACGACACCAUCGACGCCUUCCGCACCGUCCUCUCCGACCUCCGCAUCAACGCUUCCUCUCACAAAGACGACAUAGAGUCAUUCCUUAGCUCCGCCAUUGCCAACCAGUUCACUUGUUUAGACGGCUUUUCUCACGUCCUCGACGGUAGCCUCCGCCCGAAGAUCGAACGCAAGCUCCGCCACAUCUCCCACCUUGUCAGCAACUCCCUCGCCAUGGUUAGAAGGAUUUCAAAGAGAAAGAAAAGAAGGGAAGCACUAGAAGGGUAUGGUAGGAUAGUCAGAGGCUUCCCGGAGUGGAUCAAAUCCGGUGACCGGAAACUCCUACAGUCUGCCGGAAAUACAACGAAUGCCAAUAUAGUGGUGGCCAAGGAUGGCACUGGGAACUUCACUACCAUCGGAGAUGCCAUUGCGGCAGCGCCGAACAAAUCUAAGACGAGGUUCAUUAUCUAUAUCAAAGCCGGUGCUUAUUUUGAGAACGUCGAGGUUAACAAGUCCAAGACCAACUUGAUGUUCAUCGGCGACGGCAUUGGCAAGACUGUCAUCAAGGCUAACCGGAGUGUCGCCCAAAAUUUUACCACUUUCCGGUCAGCCACUCUUGCUGUGUCUGGUGCUGGAUUCCUGGCCAAAGGGAUAACAGUGGAGAACUCAGCCGGGUAUGAAAAUCAUCAAGCAGUGGCAAUGAGGAGUAGCUCUGAUUUAUCGGCGUUCUAUCUAUGUAGCUUCGUUGGCUACCAAGACACACUCUAUGUUCACUCACUCCGGCAGUUCUACAGAGAAUGUGAUAUAUAUGGUACUGUAGAUUUCAUCUUCGGUGAUGCUUCGGUGAUUUUUGAGUUCUGUAAUCUCUAUGCGAGGAAACCAGGUCCAAAACAGAAGAACAUCUUUACAGCACAAGCAAGAGAGGAUCCAAAUGAGAACACUGGCAUUGUUCUACACAAGUGUAAGAUUGCUGCAGCUGAAGACCUUAUUCCAGUGCAGUCAAGUGUGCUAUCUUAUCUUGGCCGGCCAUGGAGGGAGUAUUCAAGGACAGUGAUUAUUAGGUCAAAUAUUGGUAGUUUGAUUGAUCCUGCUGGAUGGUUGGAGUGGAAUGGAACCUUUGCAUUGAGUACUCUUUACUAUGCAGAGUGUGAGAACAGGGGACCUGGAUCUAAUACUACUGACAGAGUCAAAUGGCCUGGCUAUAGAGUGAUUAAUUCCACUGAGGCCAGUCAAUUCAGUGUCGCUAAUUUCAUUAAGGGUGGUGAAUGGCUGGGAAUUACCACCUUCCCAUUCAUGUUGGGCUUGUGAACUUCUUUAUUCCAUUUUUCUUUUUCUUUUUAAUUUACCACGUUUAGUUAUUUCGAUGAAUAAAAUUGCAUUUAUCUUGAAUCA
Molecule: messenger RNA, 1842 nt
Organism: Dioscorea cayenensis subsp. rotundata (Guinea yam)
Lineage: Eukaryota; Viridiplantae; Streptophyta; Magnoliopsida; Dioscoreales; Dioscoreaceae
Product: pectinesterase-like
Exons: 2
Coding region: 40-1758 (572 amino acids)
Biological process (GO): cell wall modification
Molecular function (GO): pectinesterase inhibitor activity; pectinesterase activity
Source: RefSeq, a predicted model, not a curated record